AUGUGUGGUGAUGGCGCUAACGAUUGUGGUGCAUUGAAAGUAGCACAUGCUGGAAUUGCAUUAAGCGAAGCUGAAGCCAGUGUUGCUAGUCCUUUCACAUCGAAGCAACAAAAUAUUAGUUGUGUGCCUACACUUAUUCGUGAAGGUCGUUGCGCGUUGGCUACUAGUUUUGGUGCAUUUAAAUUUAUGGUCGGUUAUUCAAUGAUUCAAUUUUUCUCUGUUAUACUUUUAUAUUAUAUUGGCAGUAAUAUUUCUGACCUGCAAUUUUUAUUUAUCGACCUUUUCCUUAUCACAACUCUGGGUCUCACGUUUGGUUAUACUCCGGCGUAUCCUCGUCUCUCGGUGGAACCUCCUGCGAUGCGACUAGUGUCAACUGUGACCUUGUUAUCAUUGGGUUUGCAGUUACUCACUUGUGGUCUUGUACAAUUUUCAGUCUUUGUGUUUACUCGACUACAACCAUGGUAUUUACCACUGUUUACUUAUCAUGAAGAUUAUGAAUUAAAAAAUUAUGAAAGUACAGCCAUAUUCUCCGUAUCUGUCUAUCAAUAUAUCAUAUUGGCUAUUGUAUUCUCUAAAUCUGCACCAUAUCGUCGGUCAAUUUUUUCUAAUCAUUUAUUCGUUGUCAACCUUAUUGCAUGUAUUGCUGGGUCCUUAUACUUAACAUCUCAUCCAGCCCGUGUGGUUCGCAAAUUAUUCGAACUGUGUCGUUUCCCUUCAGUUUAUUUUGUAAUAAUUCUUCAUGGAAUAGUAUUGGGGAAUUUACUAUUUGGAUAUAUUUUGGAAUCGAUCGUUGAUGGCGUUUCAUUUCGACAACGAAUACGUCAUAUUCAACAUGCUUUAUUUCCCAGACAUGUUUCACGUAAAGACCAUGAACUCAUUCGUGAUGAAAUAGAUAGAUUAGCUGGAGUGUGGCCACCAAUUAUACGAUCUGCUAGUGUACAAGCGUUACCAAGAGAGCUGUUCAAUGAAAGUGAUGUUGUUGGACAAACUGUACAAACAUCAAGAAAACGCUAUAAUUCAAGACUUUCAACUGACAGUGAAUCUGAUGAGGAUUGUAUUCCAGUUACUUCUGAGGAGAGGGCUGUCCUGUGUAAUAGUUUACGUGAUAAUAAUAUUAUUCAUCAACAAGUACAAUUACAUUACAAUGCUCAAUCUCCAUUUCAACCGUCUUGUGUUUUUGAUACUAUGCCGAAAAGUGCGAUCGAAAAGUCAUUUAACAAGAAACGGACACGUUCUACUAGCACCCAUAAUCACCAUUCAUUUAACACUACGAGAAGCCUUGAAAGCAAAGGUAUCAAACGCAAUACUUAUAAGGAAAACAGUUCUAGACAACAAAUGCCUGCAGCACAUCAAAAACCGGAGGUCAGAGCUCUUACUCCGACUCGACGAGUUCAACAUAUUCGAUCACAGAAUGGAUCAAAACCACUUAGUCCAAAUCCCAUCGACGUUCAGUCGGACCCAUUCCAAUCAGCUGCUUACUACUGA
Molecule: messenger RNA, 1485 nt
Organism: Schistosoma mattheei
Lineage: Eukaryota; Metazoa; Platyhelminthes; Trematoda; Strigeidida; Schistosomatidae
Source: the annotation of a GenBank genome assembly